Suillus plorans is the source of this 3315-nucleotide messenger RNA. RefSeq lists its product as uncharacterized. Bases 1 to 3315 code for a protein of 1104 amino acids. Gene Ontology annotation, molecular function: nucleic acid binding; cysteine-type peptidase activity. The transcript has 6 exons. Gene Ontology annotation, biological process: proteolysis. NCBI's taxonomy places the organism in Eukaryota, Fungi, Basidiomycota, Agaricomycetes, Boletales, Suillaceae. The record is from RefSeq and is a predicted model, not a curated record.
AUGCCUGAUCUCCAUGUUGCCUCAGAGGCUAAAUUCCAGGAUGUGUUAUCUGUGCCUGCACAGUUCUCAAUUGCUCCUUCGGGCAGCCUUUCCGUCGCUGCAUUACUGCUUAUCAACCUGCCUACAUCCCCUUCGCUCCAGUUGCCCACGGACUUUGUUUCACGACCUGUUCCGCCAUUUCAAACAGCCUCGUCCCUUCGCAAUCGUGCUAGAGGUGCAUUUCGAGAUGGAGAUAAAUCAGUGAUCCAUCCUUCAUUCCCCAAUGACCCGCUUCCAAUGUGGGUCAUGUCAUACUGGGUUGCUAUGUCGCAUGCACUCGAGAAUCAGCGUGAUUGGCGCGCAUCCCAUGACUGGGUCUACGACAGAUUUGAUGUUGUUCCUACUGACGGACAAGAGUUGGAAAUUAUUGACGAGGUUCUAGAUGUCUUAGAGAGCCUUCCAUGGGAUGCCCCUCUCAAGGGAUUCGGUGCUCAGACAGAUCUGAGGAGCACCGAGCUCCAACCGCUGUUAGGAUCAUGUCCAAUUCACGGUCGUGUUUUGGACAGCAUGAUUGCUGUAGUGGUCCAGCAUAUGCAAGCAUCAGAGGAUGAAGACCUCCAGUCUGUUUCGGUCGAAUCUCUUGACUUUGCAGAUAUCCUUUGGCUUAGCGAUAAACGGUGGAAGAGCUACGAGACGGACAAGGCUUUUGUUCACCUUCGUACCAUUGGCUCUGCAUUACGCGAGGGUGCACUUCAUCGUAUCCUCCUUCCCAUCAAUAUCGACAAUGUUCAUUGGGCUGUUAUCGAGGUCGAUGCUACAAACCAAAGCAUCUCCUAUGCCGACUCCCUUGGCUGGAGUUGGCCUAACGAAGACAUUGAUGCCAUACAUCGUUGGCUGGGCUAUCAUGGUUUUGCCAAAUUCAACCGGGCGACCACACUCCAGCACGGCAAACAGCUCGACUCGUUCUCAUGUGGUAUCGCAGCUCUAAACACUAUCAAGCAUGCCUUGUUUCAAGAUCCGUUGUUCACUGCCAAUAGAGCUUUUUCCCUCCGUAUGGAGGAAUUUCUUAAUAUCGUUUAUGAUCACCUCGAGCUCUCCGAUCCCAACGACGACCCAAAUGACAGCUCAUAUUCAGACAGUGAUGAUGUCGAGAUACAAGAAACUCAGCUACCAUCCCCCCCAACUCUGCCUACGCAUCAUCCACAGCAAAAACCAAAACUCAACCUCCGUGCCACCAACGCAGAUCUGAGCACCGGUCUGUUCAAGUUUUUCUUGACGGUUUCACGCGAUGAGCAUUUAAAGCUUGCCUGGAAGCCUUCCACUCGGGAGCUCAAGGACCGGGAUCAGCAGGAGCAGGCCCGUUGCCAGGAAAAGUUCGAUGUGUUUGAGAAGGCUGCUCGAAAGCGUGAAAUGGCAGCUGAACGUAAGAGAAAACAGCGAGCCCGUGAAAAAGAUGCCAAGCAGAAACCCACCGUAGAAUCUGUUCUUCAUGAUCAUACUCCCCAACCGCUAGCAGUCACCAUUGCUGAGGCUUCACGUCCAUACCGUCAAUUGCGAAGGCAUGCUCGCAGCAUGCAAAAAUGUAACUCGGGCCGGAAGCGCAAGCGGGAGGACACAGAGGCUCGUCAUGUCAACUGGCAGAGCCCUCUUUUAUGGCCGACCAUCGAAACAGCUGCCAUUCGUGUCGGCUAUGGAAUGUCACCGAUUGAGAUUGAGCGCGAGCUUAAGCGAGUCGAUCCCUCCCGCUUUCAUGGUAUUUCUGCCCAAGUUAUAGGAAGGUGGAUUGACCAAAGUGGGACACGGCCAGUAUGGCGUGCCAGUGUCCUCGCUCGUGUUCAAAAGGGCAACCUUCCCUUGACGACUGCAACACCACCAGGCAUCCUUGCAAAGUAUCCUGAAGUCACGAAGACCAUCAUCGAAGAUCUCCGUGCUCUGCGUGCAGUUGGCGUGGCUUUGGAUACAAUGCGUUGUCGUGGUGUAAUCAUUGCUCGCAUCACUGUCUCUUGCCCAGAAAUCUUCGAGGCCACCGCCAAGGAUGGCUCAAAAUUUCGAUGUACUGAGUCUUGGGUCAAGAAAUUCGUACAUCGAACUCUCAAUUGGACAUUCCGUCGUGCCACUCGCGCUGCACAAAAGACCCCUUCCAAUGCUGAUCAACUCUGUCUGGACCAAUUUUAUCGUCUGACCUUAACUAUCCGUGAUUGUGCGAUCUUCGAUGCUUCCUUCUAUGUCAACAUUGACCAGACCAACAUCGUGUAUCAACCUGCGAACACCGCUACUUACGAGGAAGUUGGUUCCAAGCAAGUCGCAGUGAUUGGACAGGAAGAAAAACGAGCAUUCACUGUGCUCGUUGGCAUCUCUGCCUCUGGGGAUGCUCUUCCAUUCCAGGUCAUCUAUUGUGGCAAAACUGCUCGUUCACUCCCCUCGAAAACCACACAACAAUUCAAGGACGCACAAGACUUGGGCUUUGAGCUGUGCUUCUCCAACACCGAUACCUAUUGGUCAACAUUCCAGCUCAUGUGCGAUUAUGUUCGCAAUAUUCUAGUUCCCUACUGGACAAGGCAGAAGGAGCUCGUUGGGGCUCCUGAUGACCAGGAAUGUAUCCUACAGCUGGAUGUUUGGUCAGUACACAAGUCUGUGCAGUUUCGCACUUGGCUUGAUCAGCAGUACCCAUGGAUCAAGUACCGCUUUGUUCCUGGCGGCUGCACCGGAAUUGCUCAGCCAUGUGAUGUUGGCGUCCAACGCCCAUUCAAGCUUGCCAAAGACGAAGCUGCACAUGUCAUCCGACUCGACACAACAUUACCCACACUCCGUGAUAGAUCUUUACAGUGGCUCAUCAACGGUUACCAUGCUAUCAACAAGCCUGACGUGGUCAAACAGUCGUUUUUUCAGUGUAAGGCUGGUACAACAUUCAAUCUCUCGUUCGAGAGCCUCACCAGUCGUGAAGCGCUUCAUGCACUACGUGAUGUGCAAAAAAACGACACCAUGACUUGGGAACGCAUCAAAACGGCUCAAUAUAAGACUCCCGAAGCCGACGAAGAAGUAGAGCCACCCUUCACGCAUGCUGCAGAUGUCGAGCUUGAUCCUAGCGAUGUUUCGGUGGAUACGGUUCUGCAACACAUUGCAUUGGGUGAAUCAUCUGUCCCUCAUGGCUAUAGCACUGAUGAUUUGGGUAAUUUGCUGGUGGACAAUGAGUCGGAGAGCUAUGAGCGAGGGGUACUGGAUGACAUGAUAGGGCUCCAAUCUACAGCUGAUGGGUCUACAGAGGUUGAGGCUGAGGGCCGUGGCAAGCGCAGACGUGUUGCGAACACUCAGUACAAAGACUUUUGGAUGCAUUAG